GAUAUAUUUGUAUCCAUUUCUACAUUUGGAUAUUGUUUUUCUUUCACUUCAUUCUUUUUCCACCGGUGACUCACAUUGUUCCUUCUCUCCGGUAACAAAACCAAAUCGGAGAAACAAGAUAUGGGUGUUGAUUACUAUAAAGUCCUUCAGGUAGAUCGUAAUGCCAAAGAGGAUGAUCUCAAGAAAGCUUAUCGCAAACUUGCUAUGAAAUGGCAUCCUGAUAAGAACCCUAACAACAAAAAAGAUGCCGAGGCCAAAUUCAAGCAAAUCUCAGAAGCUUAUGAUGUUUUGAGUGAUCCACAAAAGAGAGCUGUGUAUGAUCAGUAUGGUGAGGAGGGAUUGAAGGGGCAGAUGCCUCCUCCUGGUGCAGGUGGAUUUUCAGAAGCCAGCGAUGGUGGACCGACGACGUUCCGGUUCAAUCCGAGAAGUCCUGAUGACAUAUUUUCAGAGUUCUUCGGGUUUGCAAAACCGUUUGGCGGAAUGGGUGAUAUGGGUGGUAUGGGUGGUCAUCCUGGUACUUCCGGCUUUCCGAGGGGUAUGUUUAGGGAUGACAUUUUCUCUUCUUUAAGGCAUGCAACAACUGGUGAAGGAUCUGGCAAUGUGCCGAGAAAAAGUGCACCGAUAGAGAGAACAUUGCCUUGCGGUUUGGAGGAUUUGUAUAAAGGAACCACGAAAAAAAUGAAGAUUUCUAGGGAUGUUUCUGAUUCUAGUGGGAGGCCUACUACGGUAGAGGAAAUUCUAACCAUUGAGAUCAAGCCAGGUUGGAAGAAAGGAACAAAAAUAACUUUUCCCGAAAAGGGAAAUGAACAAAAAGGACUUAUUCCCGCAGACCUUGUUUUUAUCAUUGACGAGAAGCCUCAUAGUGUCUUCAAGAGGGAUGGCAACGAUCUUGUUGUCACUCAGAAGAUCACUCUUGUAGAAGCUCUGACAGGUUACACAGCGCAAAUAUCAACCCUCGACGGAAGGAAUCUUACGGUCCCCGUCAACACCAUUAUCAGUCCAUCGUACGAAGAAGUUGUUAAAGGAGAGGGUAUGCCGAUUCCUAAAGAACCUUCCAAAAAGGGAAACUUGAGAAUCAAGUUCAACGUAAAGUUUCCGUCUAGACUUACAUCAGAACAGAAGACCGGCAUCAAGCGAUUAUUGACAUAAACAUCUUCGAAAACAUCGGUAGUGGUGGUACCUAUACCUACCAUAUACGAAAAUGUGUUAGAUUUGGAAUUUAAUUUUAUUUGCGGUUUUCAAUCAAUUGGAAAUUCGUGGUUUUGUGAACUAGUUUUCAACUGGGAACAGAGUUAUUAGAAGUUUGUUAUUUGUCUGUUGUUUCAUAGUUUCUGAUCUUCUGAGUGAAUAAUUCUCUUAAUCACUGGCCUACUUGUUUCUGUGAAAAGUUUUGCUGGAAUUCUAUUUCUGAAUUUGCUUA
This is a messenger RNA of Lathyrus oleraceus (garden pea), 1420 nucleotides long. RefSeq lists its product as uncharacterized. The transcript is spliced from 3 exons. The record is from RefSeq and is a predicted model, not a curated record. Gene Ontology annotation, cellular component: cytosol. Lineage: Eukaryota; Viridiplantae; Streptophyta; Magnoliopsida; Fabales; Fabaceae. Bases 121 to 1149 code for a protein of 342 amino acids. Gene Ontology annotation, molecular function: protein-folding chaperone binding.